CGAUGAUGCACGUUGAAAGCAAUAUGGCAGACCACUAUAUGCAGUUCAACCGUCUUCGUUGGGAUUUAACGCCCGAAUCCAUCAAAGACAAGACUAUUGAGCUAAUUGAGAAGGCCAAGUUGGUUUACGAUGCCAUCGGGUCUCAGAAAAAUGACGAAAUAACCGUAGAAAGUACCUUACAGGCAUUGGCCAAUAAUGAUGUGGAAUACAGUGUACAGCGUAAUAUGCUAGACUUCCCACAACAUGUCUCUCCAGAUAAGGACAUCAGAGAAGCCAGCACGGAGGCAGAUAAGAAGCUUUCUGAUUUUGAUGUUGAAAUGAGCAUGCGGCAAGAUGUGUAUGAUAACCUUGUGUCUCUGCGUGAAAAAAUCAAUAUGGAGGAGCUGGAGGCUGAGAAUAAGAGAUAUCUUGAAAAGUUGAUCAAACACGGAAAACGAAAUGGGCUUCAUCUGGAGAAAGAUGUUCAAGAUACAAUCAAGGCAUUGAAAAAAAGAGAGAGUGACAUAGCCAUCGAUUUUAAUAAAAAUCUAAAUGAAGAGAACACUGUCUUGGAAUUUACAGAUGAAGACUUAGUUGGUAUGCCCGAAGACUUCAUCAAAAAACUGGACAGGAAUGCGCAAAAAAAGUUCAAGGUUUCCCUGAAAUAUCCGGACUACUUUCCUAUUAUGAGGAAAUGCAGAAACCCAGAAACCAGAAGAAAGAUGGAGUAUGCUUUCAAUUCCAGGUGUAUAGUUGAAAAUACCAAAAUUUUGGAAGAUUUGGUUCCUCUUGUUUUCCAGAAAGCAGAUCUUCUAGGUUAUGAAACACAUGCAAAGUAUAUUCUUGAGUUACGUAUGGCGAAGAAACCUGAAGCUGUUGAUAAAUUUCUCAAGGAAUUAUCAGAAAAACUGCGGCCUUUACAAAAGUCAGAAUUGAAUGUCAUGCUAGAGUAUAAAAAAGAAGAGUGUGAGAAGUAUGGUUUAGAGUACGAUGGUAAGAUAAAUCUCUGGGACAUGAGAUAUUACAUGACAAUGGUAGAAGAAAAGAAGUAUACUGUAGAUCAGAAUAAACUCAAAGAGUACUUCCCCAUGGAAGUUGUAACAAAAGGAUUAUUAGAAAUAUACCAGGAACUUCUGGGAUUGAGUUUUGUUGAAAUUAAAAAUCCACCAGUUUGGGCUGAAGAGGUUAAAAUGUUCUGCGUCACUGACGUGGCUAGCAAAGAAUUUAUGGGACAUUUCUACCUGGAUCUGUAUCCAAGGGAGGGUAAAUUUGGACAUGCUGCUUGUUUUGGUCUACAACCAAGUUGUCUUUAUGGUGAUGGUAUACGACAACCUGCAGUGGCUGCCAUGGUUGCAAAUUUCACUAAACCAACAGAUGAUAAACCAUCUCUUCUCACUCAUGAUGAGGUAGAAACUUUCUUCCAUGAAUUUGGUCAUGUUAUGCACCAGAUUUGCGCAAGAGCCAAGUUUCGUAUGUUCAGUGGUACCAGAGUUGAAAGAGAUUUUGUGGAAGCUCCAUCCCAAAUGCUGGAGAAUUGGUGCUGGGAAAAAGAGCCAUUGCAACGAAUGUCAUCUCAUUACAAGGAUGGGAAGACACUACCUGAUGACAUGAUUGAUACAUUGGUCAAAGCUCGUAAUGCAAAUGCCGGCAUCUUUAAUCUUAGACAGAUACUGCUAGGUUCUUUUGAUCAGUCUAUCCACACCAGGGCUAAGGCUGACACAAAAAAAGUCUAUGCAGAGUUAUCAGAUACAAUUCUUGGUAUCCCGGCAACUCCUGGAACUAACAUGUGUGCCUCUUUUGGUCAUUUGGCUGAUGGCUAUGAUGCACAGUAUUAUGGAUAUCUAUGGAGUGAAGUAUUCUGUAUGGAUAUGUUUUAUACACGAUUUAGAAAGGAAGGAAUUAUGAAUCCAAAAGUGGGUAUGGACUACAGAAGAUGUAUCCUAGAACCAGGUGGAUCCAUUGAUGCGAUAGACAUGUUGAAGAACUUUCUUGGACGAGAACCCAAUCAAGAAUCAUUCCUGAUCAGCAAAGGACUGCAAGUUGAAUAAAUGUAUAACUCUGUGUCAUAUAAUCCUCACUUUGUAUGUAUCAGCAGUGUGUAGUAUAAUCACAUGGUCCAUGAUUGCCCAUCUCCUACAUCCAUCACAUGUACUUGUAGAUUGUCAACUCAGUUUAGAUUCAGUGAAAAAGCAAAUUGAGUUUAAUCAUAUUUUAAUUGUCUACUUGGCAUUGAUUUUUCAGGCCAACGAGGAAGGUUUACAUCAAGGAAGUAAACCAGUAAACGACCUUUCCAAAGUGGAUUUCUAUCAAAUUAAAUAAGGAAUUUAAGAUCUAAAAAAUGUGUGUUUGUUACAAAAUGUAGAAUUUCUCUGAACUGGUUGUUAAUUUCUACAAUUGCCAUGGUUACCAAUUUUUUGGAUCAUAAUAGAUACCGUAUUACAUACUGCUGUGACAAAUAGGAUAUGUACAAUGUAGUGUUUAGAAUAGUUUUAUGAAAAUAUUUAGUCCAAGUGGAAUUUGUAUGUAUAAUACUUUGUUUGUUUAAUGGAAGCUAGUAUGGUAUGCAUAUUCUGGUAAAUCAUUUAAUUCUGUUUUUUUAGUUUAACGUGUUCCCAUUGUAACUUUUGUCUACCUGGUCACAUUCCAACUUUGCAAAUAUUUGAAGCUUUACUCCCACCACAAGCUGUAAACAUAAAUUGGUGAUGGUUUUGCUAAAUAUUAUUAAAAGUAGAUUUAUUGCCCUGACCUGACUAGACCUUUCACAUUACAUUUUAUGAGUCCUGGAGGUUCAUAUCCAUAGAAGGGCAUUCCAAUUUUGUUAUUGUUUACAAAUCUGACUCAAAGAAGUUUGCUUAUUCUACAGUUCUUCUUGUUACACAUUCACAAUAUCAGCGUUUUAUGGAUUUGUAAAGUGUGAAUGUACAUGUAAUUUUGUAAAGCACACGUGUACAAUGCAUCUACUAGCAACCUUCACUGCAGUUAGUUAACAUUCACAAGGAAGGAGGAAUAAUUGACUAAUUUAUUCUGUUUUCUAAUCGAAACAUCCCAAAUAUAAAUGCAUACAAUAUUUGUUGCUGUGAACAACGUACAAUAUAUAAGAUAGAUGUCCUGUACACAUGUGGUUUGUCCUUUAAGUGUGUUCAAUUAACCGAUAAAGAUUAGUGAUAAAUAACAACAUUGCCGCGUUUAUUUGCAACUUAUUUGUCAUUUAUUUGUCAUUUAUUUGUCAUUUAUUUGCUGAGAAAACAUCAAAUCCUCAGGUGAUGUUACAAUGUAUUCAUUUAGUGAAUAUUAGAAACAGAUGGAUUAUAAUAAUUUACAAGAGUGUCACUUAUUAAAGUAGAAGAUACGUGUGAUUAGGUUCAGCAAAGGAAAAUAAUUUCCAGUUUUCUGAUGCCCGGCAGCAUAGUUAAUAUCAUUGAAGUGCGUUUUUUCACAAAUUUUGCUGAUGUAACUUUUUAAUGAUUCUCUUGGUGCUCAUACUGCUUUCAAUGAUGCUUUAUGAUCUUUUGUAGACCAGUUCCAUGUAUGGUGCAAAUUGUUGCUGUAAAACCAAGGACCCCAGGUUCAUGAAGUAGAAUUUAAAUUAAAAAUAAAAUUGACUGUUUGGACUUGGGGUGACAGUUAAUAAUCAGUAAUUUAUAACUGAUUCCAAAAAGAUCUAUUUUUGUAUACUUUGAGCUUUCUUUUUACUCUAAUUUGUUAUAAUGGUGAUUUGCAGAAAUGUCAGGGUAUUAGAAAUUGAAUAAAGUAUUGUAACUUGCAUAAA
Messenger RNA from Saccoglossus kowalevskii, 3748 nucleotides. Its product is annotated as thimet oligopeptidase-like. Gene Ontology annotation, biological process: proteolysis; peptide metabolic process. NCBI's taxonomy places the organism in Eukaryota, Metazoa, Hemichordata, Enteropneusta, Harrimaniidae. Gene Ontology annotation, cellular component: mitochondrial intermembrane space. Gene Ontology annotation, molecular function: metalloendopeptidase activity. The record is from RefSeq and is a predicted model, not a curated record.